Molecule: messenger RNA, 1035 nt
Organism: Armigeres subalbatus
Lineage: Eukaryota; Metazoa; Arthropoda; Insecta; Diptera; Culicidae
Gene: Rpi
Product: ribose-5-phosphate isomerase
Exons: 1
Coding region: 247-951 (234 amino acids)
Biological process (GO): pentose-phosphate shunt, non-oxidative branch; D-ribose metabolic process
Cellular component (GO): intracellular membrane-bounded organelle
Molecular function (GO): ribose-5-phosphate isomerase activity
Source: RefSeq, a predicted model, not a curated record
AACACAAAGUCCACCAUAUCAAAAUCAUACAUUGCGCGCACAUGGUAAAAAGAGUAGAAAACAUUCUCACCCUUCUUGACAUCAUUCGGUGCAGCAGUGAUUAGAGUAGCCGUGAGCCUACAUACAUACCAAAUAUCAACCAUUCCAUGUUCCGCGGUUUCCAAGGAACCGGUUUUUUUACACUCUUGUUACAUAAAUUUACCAGUCACCAUUCUCUACCGCCGCUUCUCCGAGGUAAUCACCAGGAUGAAUCUGAACCAUUCGAAAAGAGUUGCCGCCUUCAGGGCUGUGGAUGAGUACGUCCAGAAUAACACAGUGAUCGGUGUGGGCAGCGGCUCGACCGUUGUCUACGCCGUGCAACGUCUGGCCGAACGGGUCAAAACAGAAGGAUUGAAGCUGGUGUGCAUUCCGACGAGCUUUCAGGCUCGCCAAUUGAUCAUCGAAAACGGACUAGUGCUGGGUGAUCUGGAGCAACAUCCCCGGAUCCAUUGCGCUAUCGAUGGCGCCGACGAGGUGGACGCCGAUAUGGUUCUGAUCAAAGGCGGCGGGGGUUGUUUGCUGCAGGAGAAAAUAGUGGCUUCCUGUGCCGACCAGCUGGUGGUGGUUGCUGACUACACCAAGGACUCCACGAAGCUUGGCGAGCAGUACAAGAAAGGCAUUCCGGUUGAGGUGGUUCCGAUGGCGUACGUUCCAAUUAGGAACAGAAUUGCGGCUAAAUAUGGCGGGAAGUUGAAUCUAAGGAUGGCCGUGUCUAAGGCUGGUCCUGUGGUUACGGAUAAUGGGAACUUUAUUCUGGAUUGGCAUUUCCCGGAAGGGGACCACGACUGGGAUGCUGUUAAUCGUGAAAUUAUGAUGAUUCCUGGAGUGGUAGAGACGGGAUUAUUUGUUAAAAUGGCAACGAAAGCCUAUUUCGGACUUGCCGAUGGGACUGUCACCGAAAGAAGUGCCUGAGGCUGAUAGUAUAUGGUAAUGUAUCUCACUCAAAAGUUUAUUGAUUUUUCUUUUAUAAAUAAAAUUAACAAAAGCAAAAAACAA